AUGCGUUUCUCCAAGACUGCCAUUGCGGCUGUUGCUGCUGCUAGCACCGCAAGUGCUCAGCGCCCUUCCAACACCUCGAUCUGUGACUACUAUACAACAGCAUUGUUGAAGAACAACACCGCUGAUAACCAGUACACUCUUCUGACACUUGUGGUAAACACUGUUGUCAUUGGAAACUACACUCAACCCAACGUUGGAAUCAAGGUUCCUGGAAUUUUGGCUCCAGGAAAGAUUAAUGGCACUGAUGUCAACCUCCUACCUUAUUUCGAUGGCGAACUUGCUUCCAGCAACCGUGGAGGUAGCUCAGGAGUGGCUAUCAACUUCCUGGAUGGUGGUGGCGCUGAACCCUUGAUGAAGAACCUGCCCGCCAACGACGACACUUCCAUGCAAUACUUCCUUCUCACCCAUCUUUACCAAUUCUUCGGUUCCCUGCUCGGAUGCUCUGAGCAAGGUAUGCCCGGUUUCGAUGCGUUCACCGGACACGCUUCGAUGUACGAAGUCCACAAGUUCAUGGACCUCAACCCUUACGAGUUGGCAUACUUCAUCGAGCAAGUCGCCAUGUCCGCUGCCUCCUUCGGUGUUGCUGAGGAUGACCUCACCGCUGUCGGCACGGCCUUGAACUCCCUCUUCGGCUACCGGUGCGCACCACCAACCACGGUCAUCCCUUCCCAGGGUGCUGAGCUGCAAUCUAUCUGCAUCGAUGGUGCGUGCCCCGUCGCGGCAAACUCAACCUGCAGCUCGUACCAGCCCGUUGUCAUUCCUACGAACAGCACUACGAACAGCACCGCCACUGCCCCUGGCUCCCAGGGCACGGCCACCUCCUCCCUGUCUGGAUCGGGCUCAUCCGCUACCGCAACUGGCUCGUCAACAUCGGCCUCUGCCACUGUCUCGACGGCUGGUGCUAUUGUCAAUGGAAUCAACUUGGCUGCUGUUGUAGGCGGAAUCGCUGCUUUUUUGUUGUAA
Molecule: messenger RNA, 963 nt
Organism: Truncatella angustata
Lineage: Eukaryota; Fungi; Ascomycota; Sordariomycetes; Amphisphaeriales; Sporocadaceae
Exons: 3
Coding region: 1-963 (320 amino acids)
Source: RefSeq, a predicted model, not a curated record